Molecule: messenger RNA, 1518 nt
Organism: Lolium rigidum
Lineage: Eukaryota; Viridiplantae; Streptophyta; Magnoliopsida; Poales; Poaceae
Product: organic cation/carnitine transporter 4-like
Exons: 3
Coding region: 1-1518 (505 amino acids)
Biological process (GO): transmembrane transport
Cellular component (GO): membrane
Molecular function (GO): transmembrane transporter activity
Source: RefSeq, a predicted model, not a curated record
AUGGAGGCUCUUCUCGGUGGUGGGGCUAGCCGGCGCGUGAGCAUCGACGACGCGCUUGCUGAGCAUGCGGGGGAGUUGGGUCGGUGGCAGCUGCGGCACUUCGUGCUGGUGUCGGUGGCGUGGGCGCUGGAGGCGCUGAACACCAUGGUCAUCAUCUUCGCGGACCGUGAGCCGGCCAUGGCAUGCACGGCUGGGGACGGGCAGUGCGGCGAUCCGUGCGCCGGCGCGGCAGCCGGGUGGGUGUGGACGCAGGGGACCGGCUCAUCGACAGUGGCAGAGUGGGGGCUCGUGUGCGGCGAGCGCUACAAGGUGGGGCUCGUCCAAGCCCUCUUCUUCGCCGGCUGCUUGAUCGGCUCCGGUGUGUUCGGGCACCUAUCAGACUCGUUCCUGGGCCGGAAGGGUGCCCUCCAGCUCGCCUGCUUUCUCAACGCCGUCUUCGCCCUCCUCACGUCCAUCGCCCCCAACUAUUGGGCCUACACCGCCCUACGCGUCCUCACUGGCUUCAGCAACGGCAGCGUCGGCUUCUGUUCCUUUGUCCUCGCCAACGAGCCCAUCGGCCCCUCCCGCCGCGGGGUCGCCGGCAUGUCCUCCUUCUACUUCUUCUCCGGCGGCGUCGUGGUCCUCGCCGGAGUCGCCGCCAUCUUCCAGUCCUCCUGGCGCCUGCUCUACGUGGUCGCCUCCCUGGCCUCGCUCGUCUACCUUGUCGCCGUCUUGCCCUUCGUGUCCGAGUCGCCCCGCUGGUACCUCGUGCGGGGACGCGCCGACGACGCCAUCCGCGUCCUGCGCGACAUCGCGUCCACCAACGGCAGCCGCAUCCCCGACGGUGUCACGCUCAAGUUCGACGACGACGACGACGACGACGACGACAAGCUGGCUGGCGGGGAGUCCUCCUCGUCGGCCUCGAUCCUGGACGUGCUGCGGUCGAGGACGACCCGGCGUAGGCUCGUCUUGUCCGUGCUCAUCAACCUGCUCUGCGCGGUGGUCUACUACGGGCUGAGCCUCAACGUGGGCAACCUCAGGACCAACCUGUACGUCAGCGUGGCCGUGAACGCGCUCGCCGAGAUGCCCGCCUUCCUGCUCACCACGCUCUUCAUCGACCGUUUCGGCAGAAAGCCGCUCGCCAUAAGCACCUUGCUUCUCAGCGGCGUCUUCUGCACAGCCGGCAGCCUCAUCUCUGCCGCCGACGACGCAACAAUGAGCGUCGCCAAGAUGGCCUGCAGCGUGGUGGGGAUCUUCGGAAUGGCGGCGACGUACAACCUAUUGUUCAUAUACACCUCAGAGCUAUUCCCCACGGUGGUGAGGAACGCGGCGCUGGGGUGUACCGGGCAGGCAACGCGGAUGGGGGCGAUACUGGCGCCGUUGGUGGUGGUGCUCGGGGAGCGGGUCCCAUUCGCGGUGUUCGGCAUGGCUGGGAUCGUAAGCGGCCUGCUCGUCUUCUACCUCCCGGAGACAAUGAACAAGCCUUUGUAUGACACCAUGGCCGGCCUAGAGGAAGGGGAGAAGACCCUCUUCAAGUAA